This is a messenger RNA of Lithohypha guttulata, 1083 nucleotides long. RefSeq lists its product as uncharacterized. The record is from RefSeq and is a predicted model, not a curated record. Gene Ontology annotation, biological process: peptidoglycan biosynthetic process. Bases 1 to 1083 code for a protein of 360 amino acids. The transcript has 2 exons. Gene Ontology annotation, molecular function: metal ion binding; D-alanine-D-alanine ligase activity; ATP binding. NCBI's taxonomy places the organism in Eukaryota, Fungi, Ascomycota, Eurotiomycetes, Chaetothyriales, Trichomeriaceae.
AUGUCCGCAACCAGGAACAAGGUCGCAGUGCUGUACCAAGCAAUCGAACCACCAAUCGUUAACGGUGUACGAAAGCCGAAGAAGCCAGGAGGAUACCAGGAUUCAGGAGCAGAUAUUGCAUACGUCCUCCAGCAAGCUGGGAUAGACACCGCCACUCCUGCUUUCGACCCGGACCCGCAAAGGGAUACGGACUGGUGCUUCGCAGACACCGAAGAAGGUAUAAUAGAUGCAGUGAAUCGAGGUACAACGCAUUUGUGGGCAAAUACCAUCCUCUUCUCAUCGCAUCCAUUACAAGUUUCAUCGAAGCUCUCCGAGCACGCAUCGCACAUCCGAGUUGUUGGCCAACCACCUCGACUUGUCGAUCAGUACGAUGACAAGAAUUUUGUGAACGAGCUCUUGCGUAGAGACGGCUCUUUCUAUUUACCCAAAUCCUGGCUUGUACGCUCGAUAGACGAUCUGGAUGCUCAAGACUUGCCUUUCCAAAUCGUGGCGAAACCAAUUCGUGGCAGGGGUAGUCAUGGCGUCAAGCUUUGUCGGAACAGCGACAGUCUCAGGGUGCACCUUGAAGGGCUGCUCAAGGAGUCGAGCCCAGCGAUGCUCGAGCAGUAUCUAUCAGGGCAAGAAGGUACCGUCACGGUCAUGCCACCAUCAGGGGAGCAUCCAGACUAUACCGCUUUACCAAUUGUUAUUAGAUUUAACCAUGACGAAGGCAUUGCACCAUACAACGGCACCGUCGCAGUUACCACAAACUCGCGCGGUCUGACCACUGAAGAGCGCGGCGCAUCGCCUGCCUAUGAAGCGGUCGAAAAAGCCUGUGAGCGUGUUGCGGCCAAGUUGAAGGUGACUGCUCCUAUCCGGAUCGACGUACGACAGCCUGAUGAGGACAAGGCAGCAGAUUUCGCGAUAUUUGAUGUGAAUAUGAAACCUAAUAUGACCGGUCCUGGUCGGCCUGGUAGGGAGGAUCAAGCAAGUCUGACUGCGUUGGCAGCGAAGGAGCUAGGCUGGGACUAUUCCAAGCUGUUGCAAGAAAUUCUGAAAAGUGCCCAAACCCUGAAGCAAUUACGGCAGCAGAAUAUUCAGUAG